Colletotrichum spaethianum is the source of this 2577-nucleotide messenger RNA. RefSeq lists its product as uncharacterized. The record is from RefSeq and is a predicted model, not a curated record. Gene Ontology annotation, biological process: transmembrane transport. The transcript has 2 exons. Gene Ontology annotation, molecular function: transmembrane transporter activity. NCBI's taxonomy places the organism in Eukaryota, Fungi, Ascomycota, Sordariomycetes, Glomerellales, Glomerellaceae. The coding region runs from base 1 to 2577 and encodes 858 amino acids.
AUGGCCGGAACCUCACAGGCUUCUCCCGAUGACGACCCCGGCCCUGAGCUGGACCCCGGCGGCGUCGGUGCAGCUACAGCGGCAGCUGCGCCGGCCGAGGCCGCAUCUGAACCAACAUCUGGCUCCGACACAGCUGGAUCAAGCAUCCCAUCCGAGGCCGCAGCAGCAGCCGCCUUAAAAAAGGAAAAAGGCCGCGUGCGGUUCAACAGCAACGCGGCUGCAGCCAAACCUUCAACAUCACCUCUCCUUGUCCCUACAUCACCCAAGCUUGCACCAGCACAGCCUAUCAGACCGUCUAUCCUGCGCGGUGGCUCAGGUAGCUCUAUCCCAACCAUGGCCACUUUGGCCAAAGACGAGCCUCGUUCAUCAGAGGACAAUGAGCGCCAAGAGGCCAAGUCCGCUGCUGCCGCUGCCCAAGAACGCGCACGCCAGAUGGCUGCCAACGUCCAGCUGGGCUCACCGUCUCGCGGAAACCGAGACUCCUACGAAUCUGCUGCUACAACGACAACCGGCGAGCUCGAUAACGGAGCCAGAGAUGGAACUGGAGGAUAUAUCCCGCUCCAGGAUCUCCAAUCCCGCCAGCCUCUUACCGGAGGUAACUCCACCGAGAGCGACAAGUUGCACGAGCAUCACGCGGCGCUCAACGAUGAAGCGUACAAGAUUGUGAGAGCUCACACUUGGCGUCUUGGUGAUAAGUCUGACGGUGACCCCGGGCCAUCGAACGCUCAGGAUGCUGAGUUGACAAAGGUCACCGACCAGCUCCUUCAAGAGAUCAACGAUGGUCAAUACGACGGUGUUUACUCGGUACCUGCGCCCAAGGAAUAUCGUGGCAGUGUUCUUUCGCAGCUCUUGAAGCUGUACAAGCCUGCGGAAUCGGGCAGUCAGUACGGGCAGAGCAGCGGCCAGAACAGGCGCAACUCAAUUACCUCCUUUUCCUUCGGAGGACCGCCCACAGGCACCAGCACUCCUGGUUCCAACUCAGGUACCGCGACCCCCACGACGCCAAAGAAGAAGUGGUAUGAAGCGAGCCGCUCGCAAGAGACUCUAGUCAACCUUAUCGAAGCCUCCGCCCGUCUUGCGAAUCCCAACAUCCAGAAACCCGGCGAGUCGCCGGACGGGAAGGACGGCAAAGAAGGCAAGGCAGCCGGCAAGAAGACCCGACCCAAGCACAAGCGAACUACGAGCAAUUCGCGACUCAGCGCCUAUUUACAGAGGCAGGAAGAAGAAGCCAAGAUCACCAUCCACAUCGCCGAGACGCUGUCCAGACAGGAGUACAUCAUCACACUCUGCAAGGCACUGAUGCUCUUUGGCGCACCCACGCAUCGUCUUGAGGAGUAUCUCAGCACCACCGCCAAGGUACUCGAGAUCGAUGGACACUUUCUGUACUUGCCCGGAUGCAUGAUCAUUUCUUUCGACGACCGAUCAACCCACACGACCGAAGUGCGCAUCGUCCGCGUCGCCCAAGGCAUCGACCUCGGAAAGCUCAGAGACACACACCACGUUUACAAGGAAGUUAUCCAUGAUGUCGUGUCAGUUGACAAUGGAAUCGAGCGUCUUGACGCCCUCAUCAAGGCCAAGGACAAGUUCCACGCCUGGAUCCGUGUUCUAGUGUUCGGUCUGACCAGCGCUACCGCUGCUCCUUUCUCCUUCGGCGCUCGCCUCAUCGACCUUCCACUUUGUUUCUUUUUCGGCUGCCUAGUCGGUUUCCUCCAGCUCAUCGUGGCCGCCAAUUCCAAACUGUACAGUAACGUGCUUGAGGUGACGGCCACCGUCCUGGUAAGUUUCCUGGCUCGAGCGUUCGGAAGUAUCAGGGGCGGCGACCUUUUCUGCUUCUCGGCCAUGGCCCAGGGGGGCAUCGUAAUGCUUCUGCCUGGAUACCUAGUUUUGUGCUCCGCUCUCGAACUCCAGUCUCGCGCCAUCGUCCCCGGCUCGAUCCGCAUCGUAUAUGCCAUCAUCUACUCCCUGUUCCUUGGCUUCGGCAUCACUAUCGGCGCCGUCCUCUACGGCAUGUUCGACGCGAAUGCCGUUUCGACAACGAGUUGCACGAACUCUAUUCCCGGCUACUAUACCUUCAUAUUCGUUCCUCUUUUUGUCCUAUGCAUCAGCAUUCUAUACCAAGCGAAAUGGCGCCAGAUGCCCGUCAUGCUUGUUGUUGCAUUUGCUGGUUACGUCGUAAACUACUUUAGCAGCCUUCGUUUUAGUGCUGCUCCACAGGUAGCCAACACCCUCGGUGCCCUCACCGUCGGUGUUUUGGCAAACCUUUAUUCUCGUUUGAGGCAUGGCGUUGCUGCCGCCACCCUGAUCCCAGCCAUCUUCACGCAGGUGCCAGGAGGUCUGGCAUCCACUGGAGGACUGUUGAGCGGAUUGAGGACGGCCAACGCGCUCACAAACUCGACGCACGCUGUCAACGGCACGAGUUCUGUUCAGUACUCUGAGGGCGAGUCUCUGAAUACGGUCGUCUUCAACGUCGCCGCCUCCAUGAUCCAGAUCGCCAUCGGCAUUGCUGUUGGUCUCUUCAUCAGUGCGCUGAUCAUCUAUCCGCUCGGCAAGCGCCGCAGCGGCCUGUUCAGCUUUUAA